AAAUAAAACACAUGGUUUGCGAUGGUUAGUUUGUUUGAGACACACUAGUAAUUUUCAACAUUUGAUUUUACCUCAUUCCGGCGACCGCAGCAUUAACGCUGUCAUACUGUGGCGGCCAACGAUUGGAAUUGCGCGACAACAGUGACAGUUCAUCCUAUGUAGUUGAGAACUCCAUUUCUACUGUUUCUGGCGACAUGGCCGAGAUUUCAACUUCAGGUUACAAGGAUUAUGUUGCUGGCUUACUCGCUGGUGUUGCCGCUGUUGCCACUGGCCACCCCUUUGACACCGUUAAGGUGAAGCUGCAGAAGCACAACACAGAGCCACAUCUAGUUCAGUACAGAAAUGGAUUACAUUGCACUGCUAGGAUAUUAAAGACCGAAGGAAUCAAAGGACUUUAUAGAGGAGCAACAUCAUCUUUUGUUGGGAUGGCUUUGGAAGGAUCCCUCUUUUUUGGCAUUUAUUCUCAAACAAAACAGUACCUUCAGGGAGGUGUGCAAAGUGGUGAGCCACGGCCUCAAGUGAUAAUACCAUCCGCAGCUUUUAGUGGUGCUAUAAACAGUUUUGUAUUAGGUCCAACAGAGCUGAUAAAGUGUAGGAUGCAGAUCCAAGGUGCCGACUGUUUACUUCCAAUGUCAAGUAGAUACAGUAGUCCCCUCGAUUGUGCCCUUAAAACUCUAAAAACUGAAGGGGUGAAAGGAAUUUAUCGUGGAAGUAGUACGACAUUGCUUAGAGAAUCUAUAGGGAAUGCUACCUUUUUCAGUGUAUAUGAAUAUAUGCGUUAUCACAUGCAUUCACAUAUCAAACCUGCUUCAUCCAAUUACAGCAACCUGAUUGAAAUUGGAAUUGGGGUUGUUACUGGUGGCAUUAGUGGUGUGGCUUUUUGGUUGGUAGUUAUGCCGCUUGACGUGGCAAAGACACUAAUUCAGACAAAUCCUGAUAAAACCUGUCCGAGGAAUCCUUUUACGAUCUUGAGUUCUAUCUACAAGAGGACUGGUUUGAAAGGGUGCUAUACAGGUUUGGGCCCCACAAUAGGUCGAGCAUUUCCGGCUAAUGCAGCAACAAUUGUCACCUGGGAGCUAGCAAUGAAAAUGCUUGGUAUUAGGCAUGACUAAGAUAGUACAACAAAGCUCAAGUAUGCUUUCAUGAAGUCCAUUUUACACAGAGUAGUGCUUUCAUGAAGUCCAUUUUACACUAGAACGAAGUUGGAUGAAGAGAGUAGUGCUUUUAAUUGAUUGCAUUUUGAAGAUCUUUAAAUUUUCAUUUUUUUGUUUCCUUCAAUUUUUUUACAUAUAUGAGGACAGCAUUCAUUAUUGCAUUUGAAUCUGCUUGUCGCUUAAUUUUGAGACAAGGCAGCUUGGUUAACGAACUUGGAACAAGGGGGCUUGAUUAACUGCUCCUUCUACACGUAUUUUUUUGUCCUGCAGCCUUAUGCAUAAAGCAUUUCUUUUAUCAUAUUGAAA
Messenger RNA from Cicer arietinum (chickpea), 1460 nucleotides. RefSeq names its product mitochondrial arginine transporter BAC1. The record is from RefSeq and is a predicted model, not a curated record. Gene Ontology annotation, molecular function: L-ornithine transmembrane transporter activity. Gene Ontology annotation, biological process: mitochondrial L-ornithine transmembrane transport. Lineage: Eukaryota; Viridiplantae; Streptophyta; Magnoliopsida; Fabales; Fabaceae.